This is a messenger RNA of Ochotona princeps (American pika), 1599 nucleotides long. RefSeq names its product uncoupling protein 2 (gene UCP2). Gene Ontology annotation, biological process: adaptive thermogenesis; mitochondrial transport; response to cold. The record is from RefSeq and is a predicted model, not a curated record. Gene Ontology annotation, molecular function: oxidative phosphorylation uncoupler activity. Gene Ontology annotation, cellular component: mitochondrial membrane. Bases 396 to 1325 code for a protein of 309 amino acids. The transcript has 8 exons. Lineage: Eukaryota; Metazoa; Chordata; Mammalia; Lagomorpha; Ochotonidae.
UGCAGCCGCGCGCCUCCUCCGACCCCACUGCAAGGCUCGCCGGCCACGCCUUCGCGUCGGGAUCGUCAGCGCUCGCAGCCUUCGCCUACCGUCCUCCGCACACAGAGCCGCCGGCCCUUGGUGUUCUCCCUACGGCCCGGUUACAUAGUAUGAACUUGAGGUGUUCCAUCUCCGGACCAUUUUCUAUGGAAAACCCAGGGGACUGGGCCAUGAUAGCCACUGGCAGCUUUGAAGGGCGAGACACCUUUAGAGAAGCUUGAUCUUGGAAGCCUCAGCCUGAGACCUUACGAAGCCGGAUUCCGGCAGAGUUCGUCUAUCUCGUCUUACUGUGGAUUGAAGGCACCCCUUCUCCAACUUCUUCUCCGUCUCCUGGGAGGUAGCAGGGAAGUAGCGCCAUGGUUGGGUUCAAGGCCACGGAUGUGCCCCCUACCGCCACCGUGAAGUUCCUGGGGGCUGGCACAGCCGCCUGCAUCGCAGAUCUCAUCACCUUCCCCUUGGACACUGCUAAAGUCCGGCUGCAGAUCCAAGGAGAGAGUCUGGGGUCAGCACAGGCCACAGCCAGUGCCCAGUACCGUGGUGUGCUGGGCACCAUCUUGACCAUGGUGCGCACCGAGGGCCCGCGCAGCCUCUACAAUGGGCUGGUGGCCGGCCUGCAGCGCCAGAUGAGCUUCGCCUCCGUCCGCAUCGGCCUCUAUGACUCCGUGAAGCAGUUCUACACCAAGGGCUCUGAGCAUGCCAGCCUCGGAAGCCGCCUCCUGGCAGGCAGCACCACAGGUGCCCUGGCUGUGGCCGUGGCCCAGCCCACGGACGUGGUAAAGGUCCGCUUCCAGGCUCAGGCACGGGCCGGAGGAGGCCGAAGAUACCACAGCACUGUGGAUGCCUACAGAACCAUCGCCCGAGAGGAAGGGCUCCGGGGGCUAUGGAAAGGCACCUCUCCCAAUGUGGCUCGGAAUGCCAUUGUCAACUGUGCUGAGCUGGUCACCUAUGAUCUCAUCAAGGACUCCCUACUGAAGGCCAACAUCAUGUCGGAUGACCUCCCGUGCCACUUCACGUCUGCCUUUGGAGCGGGCUUCUGUACCACUGUCAUUGCCUCCCCCGUCGACGUGGUCAAGACAAGAUACAUGAACUCUGCCCAAGGCCAGUACAGCAGCGCCGGCCACUGUGCCCUCACCAUGCUCCAGAAGGAAGGGCCCCAAGCCUUCUACAAAGGGUUCAUGCCCUCCUUUCUGCGCCUCGGUUCCUGGAACGUGGUGAUGUUCGUCACCUACGAGCAGCUAAAACGGGCACUCACAGCUGCCUGCACUUCGCGGGAAGCCCCCUUCUGAGCCUACUGCUGCCCUCGCUGCCGCUGGCCUUACCUGCUCCCUGCCUUUCCCUUCCCUCUUCCCACCUACAUUCUCAUCCCACCCCCACGCAGUCUCCUCAGUUAUGUCUCUGGGCUAGUGUUGUUGAUCCCAUGUGACAGUGAGAAGCCUAGCACCAGCCAGGAUACUAGGCCCUCAGUCCCUAGGAAAGCUCAGCUGGAAUCUUGGCCUCAGCCCCCCACCCUUCCCAGCUAGCCUGUCACUCAUAAAGCAAGCGCAACCUUGGUGUCUCUUC